UCUCAUCUCGUUGCGAAGUUUCGCUUCACCCUCCAACAGCCCUCCAAAUCCCCUGCGAAAGCCUUAUUCUUCUCUUUAAUUGGAGUAUCCAGAGCACCACAUAUACAAACCUCAGGAGAGUACUCAGCACACUUUUUAUGGAUGAUUCCUUCUCGAUACCCAGUGAAGGACUCCUUAUAUCCCAGAUCCUCGGUGUAAAAACUUCACUAUGCUUUCGCCCACGUAGAUUAACUCAGAAACCUCACGCGGUGCUACGACGUGUAGAAGCCUCUGAUGAUUCUAGUGAUGAAGGGGGAGAGUCAUCUUCUCUUGUUCAUUUCAAAAUAUUUGCCCAAAAACGAUUCACCAUCACUCCCGGCAAAGAGAUUCUUCUAACUGUUGACGAUGCCAGAUUCAAGGAUCAUUCUGUAUUGCUUUGCGGGGCUCCGUUCACCUCAGACGAGCUCGAAAUGCAGGAAAGGGUUAAAGCUGCGAAGGAUGGAGACAUACCACCUUUGCCAAAGAAUGCCCUUCCCCCAAAAAUGAGACGCGCUUGGGUAAAAAAAACAGACGAUGGGCCUGUAACUACGCGGACAUCCGUUGGCAUUCAAGCAACCCCAACUAGCUGUUCAGUUCAAGUCCAAGCAAAACCACCUCAUAGAACAGUUUCGGUUCAAUCACAUCCAUCUUCAACAUCUGUUUCUGUUCAAACUUUGAACUCGACACGCUCCGUUUUUGUUCAAGCUGAAACAUCUCCGUACCUCUCAAUAGAUACCUCUACUAUGCAACAACAUGCACGGGUCAAAGAACGUAGCCUUUCUCCGAUGGACUUGGACUCUCCUGACUCUGAUUCGCAACCAUCAUCAGCGGGGAUUCCUGAAUUCGAACCAUUCACAUCUCUGCUUCCAGGUUGUCCUCUGCCGUCCCCGUUGAUGCCUGACGAUAGCCCUGAUUCGAUGGUCAAUGAUGAGGAUGGUAUACGAAUAUCUCCGCGCACCACCUCGUCUCAACCUCUGACUGCCGCCAAAGCCGUCCAAUCGAUUGAUGACUCGUUACAAGCUCAACCCCCAUCUUCUAUCCCAUCCUCACCAUUUAAGUCAAUUCUUCCAAACUAUAGCGAUGUUAGGUCGAGAGAUUUGAAAGAAGUAUCUAGAACAUCCCCUAUAUAUAAUCCAUUCGUAUCAGCAGGUUUUGUAACUGAAUUCACUGGCGAAACCCUCGCGACGACCCAACUAGAGCAUAUCAAGGAAGCUCUGUCGAAUCUUCCUGAUUCUGCGAAGCAUGCGGAUGCCUGUGAUCUUGUCAUGGAACAGUCUGCAUUUGAGGGCAAGUCAGCUGCGGAAACUUCAGUUGAGCCCAGUCUCAUUCUAGAAUCAAAAAAUGCCCUGGAUCUCUCGGUAGAACCUCAGGCGAGUACGAAUACAGCCUCGUCAGUCGUCAAAGUCAAAGAAGAAGGUAACGAAAAUGACUCAAUCGUUAUGGAAGCUCAUUGCGGCUCGAGAGAAGUCAACGAGAAGGAAACGAAGUUCAUAAAAUCCGAAGCUGCGCCACUUUUUGUUCAACAUAAAACCAUCCCGACUGGGCCUCGAAACGCCGUGGCAUCCAGCAGUAAGGUUAUGCUGGAACAUGCUAAAUCUAUACCCAAUGCACCAAGAGCUCCUCGUAGUCUGCGAAAUAAAGCUGACGAACCUGCUCCGACUGCAAACUCCUUGGCAAUCCUUUCAUCAGGUCCAUACACCAACCCUCUUAGUAUCAAGCCCUCUACGCUAGUACCAGCUUCAUCGGCCCCCUCCGGGCCCAAAACCCUUGCUGGCGUUCAAACCAAGAAACGGGUAUUAAUCGGGAUCGGAACGCCAAUGUCCAAGGCAACGUCGGAAAUCUAUUCAAAUCACCCCGCUGCUUUCCGUCCCCAGCUUGUACCGAAAAUGCCCAAUCUGGUGGCCUAUUCUUCUCCUUCUCCUCCUCCUGCAAUUCCUGUCCCUCCUGAUUCUGCGCCCCCGGUCGACUCUCCGAAACCUCCGCCUCCCCCACCGGUACAGAUUAAAUGGAAGCGUCUGCCUUCCAUAGAUACUACCUCUCCUAGUGUCAGUAGUAAAGGUUCUCUUCUUGAGCGAAUAUCUCCAUCGAACACUAGAGCACCUAAUCUGCCCCUAUCUGAAGAGAGUGCGCCUUCUCUAUUCUCGCGAUUGAAUUCGCCAAACAAAUCACCGACUUCCCCUGCUUUGGGGAAGAACCAAUCGAAUGAUCGUUCAUUCAAUACAUCGUUAGAAUCGAAACGGUCGCCUAUUAUUCCUAAAUUUACAACUACUCCUGUGCCUCCUACACCUCGGCCAUCUUCGCCUAAGCUACCUACCCAGACGCCUCAAGAUACUCGUUCCAGUGUACCUUCCCAAGAACGACGACCCAGUACCACUUCUACCCCCACUAAUACUUUUGCUACCAAUUCCAAACUAACCUCCACAUCGUCGUCCACCCCUUGGAACGCCGCAACUCUUAUAAAUCCUGUGAAACUUCCAGCCUUGUCGGGGACAUUUCCCGUAGACACAGCCUCCGUUCCUCAGACUUUCCAUCCACUACCCCCAAAGCCUGUAGCAGCAACUCUGCCUAGGGGUGUCAAACGAGAGCGUGCGUCUUCACCGAAUGUCAAUGGGCCCGUGGACAGCAUGCGGUCCCAGAAGCGAGUUUUCCGAUGGCCGACGCUCGAGUCUAACCACUCGAUACUCCUGAGAGGCGAAGGUGACCUCGCAAUUCUAGGUAUCACCGGUACUUUUGACGGUACACUUUUGGCAUUGAUCUGUGCAGAUAAAACUAUUCGAAUUUGGAACAACAGCACACGUACAGAGAUGGCUCGUCUCAGUCAUAACGCACGAGUAGCCAGUGUACUCUGGCUAGAGGAUGAUAGCGGUAUCAUCUCACUGGGGGAAGAUGGUAUGAUAAGUCGCUGGAGCCGAACGAGUUUCAAUCAUUGGACUUGGGCCAAGAUGGUAGAUAUUGGGGUCAAGCCAAAUUAUCAGGAAAUAGAUAGCGGGAUGCGUCUAGCUUAUUACAAAGACAAAGUGGCCGUGUCCCUGCCCUCGGUAGGUGUUAAGGUGUGGUUUUGGUCUAAGGGUGCAGGUUCUUGGCAAGCACAACGACCUAUCCUUCGACCUAAUGUCACGGCUUUAACAUUCAUCGAGGAUGGAUCGACUCUUCUUGGAGGCACAGUUGAUGGUGUAUUCUACUCGAUUGACGUCAAUCCUUCCAAAACCAACGCUUUGAUAACUUGCCACGGUGUAUCUCGUUUGAUAGGUCUGCAGGCUGAACAGAGAGGCAAACUGGAGCAGUCUUACACUAAUAAGGAUACGGAAUCGAAUCCACACCAGCUGCGAUCUUUUGGGGCAUGCUUUAUUGCGCGAGGACAAGGCGUGCUGUUCGGGGAUAUCAAAGGGUGCGCUCUCAUUUGGGACACUAGGAAGGGUUCGCUAGUAUAUGGAUUGGAUCACGGUCUGAGAGAAGAACGCGAAGAAGGCGAAGUGGUGACUGCUGCUGUGAGUCUGGAAGCUCCCAAUGGAGGAUGUAUAGUGACAGGGACGAAUAGUGGAUUAUUAAGUUGGUGGUCGCAACCUGCAUACGCAAAUUCAGACUCCAAUAAAAAGGCUAAACUAUCGUGAGAGGGUGCCAGAUUUUGCUUGUUAUUUUAAUUAUCUUGGACUACAUACAUUUUGAGAGAGACAAAGCAGUGAAGACCGAUCGAACUAAUAAGAUUCCUUGAUAAGAUAGCCUGAAACGCGGAUAUGCGAUGACGUGACAUAUGUGUCACAUCUGGUCACAC
Messenger RNA from Lentinula edodes (shiitake mushroom), 3790 nucleotides. RefSeq lists its product as uncharacterized. The coding region runs from base 138 to 3629 and encodes 1163 amino acids. The transcript is spliced from 17 exons. Gene Ontology annotation, molecular function: protein binding. The record is from RefSeq and is a predicted model, not a curated record. Lineage: Eukaryota; Fungi; Basidiomycota; Agaricomycetes; Agaricales; Omphalotaceae.